Molecule: messenger RNA, 873 nt
Organism: Notothenia coriiceps (black rockcod)
Lineage: Eukaryota; Metazoa; Chordata; Actinopteri; Perciformes; Nototheniidae
Product: large neutral amino acids transporter small subunit 1-like
Exons: 2
Coding region: 244-852 (202 amino acids)
Biological process (GO): neutral amino acid transport; amino acid transmembrane transport
Cellular component (GO): membrane
Molecular function (GO): neutral L-amino acid transmembrane transporter activity; L-amino acid transmembrane transporter activity
Source: RefSeq, a predicted model, not a curated record
UGAGGGAGGAGGGCUAGCGUGUCUGUCUUUGUACCCAGACAUAGUAGCGUGAAAGCACGCUGCUCUGAGUCAGACGAGCAGACAAACCGCGGACACCUCGUGGUUGAGCCCGGCCGGCAUCACACCGCACACCCGACCGACGGAGAGAGAGGAAGAAGAGACCUGCGACACACCGACAGUCGGGAAAGCGCGAAGCUUUGUGUCCCUCAAGUGAAGAACAAGAAAGAGGAAACUCAGCUGAAGAUGUCGGGGUUAAAAAAGAGAAACUCGAACUCCUCUGGGGACAAGGAGGAGGACGACAAGCAGGUCACGGAAAAGAUGCUGUCUCCGGGCGGGGAGACGGGAGAGUCGAACCGGGGAGGAGAACCGGGAAGUGAGCCUAGCAGCCCCAACCACACCGCCGGAGGAGAGAAAGCGGAGGGAGGGGUCGCCCUGAAGAGGACCAUCACCCUGUUGAACGGUGUGGCUCUCAUCGUGGGCACCAUCAUAGGCUCGGGCAUCUUCGUCACCCCAACCGGCGUGGUGAAGGAGGCCGGCUCGGUGGGUCUGUCCCUGGUGGUGUGGGCGGUUUGCGGGGUGUUCUCCACUGUCGGAGCCCUCUGCUACGCGGAGCUGGGGACCACCAUCAGUAAAUCCGGAGGGGACUAUGCCUACAUCCUGGAGGUGUACGGCUCCCUGCCGGCUUUCCUCAAACUCUGGAUCGAGUUGCUCAUCAUCCGGCCGUCCUCGCAGUACAUCGUCGCCUAUGUUUUCGCCACCUACCUGCUGAAGCCUAUGUUCCCCGAGUGCCCGGUGCCGGAGAAUGGGGCCAAGCUGUUGGCCUGCCUCUGCAUCCUCCUGCUGACUUUAUAAAUGCUACAGGUGUCGAAGGCG